This is a messenger RNA of Sphenostylis stenocarpa, 267 nucleotides long. Lineage: Eukaryota; Viridiplantae; Streptophyta; Magnoliopsida; Fabales; Fabaceae. The record is from the annotation of a GenBank genome assembly.
AUGAGGGUGGGAUACGUGAAAAUUGUGGGUGGUGGGUACAUUUUGAUUCAACAGAACAAUGACCGAGCAGUUCUCUCCUCCAAAGACUCCAAUGACCCCAAAGACCCAGACUCCGUUAGUUGUUACAGGGCGUCCAAUCCAUCAAAUCUGCAGCAAGAAGAAGCACAACAAGCAGUUUUGGCUGCCGUACCACCAGUUGCUUAUGCGACAACAGUAGAAGUUGUAGUGGUCGAUGAGAAGAUCCCUGGGGUUCUGAUUGAUUUUUGA